AAUUAAUUAUAAGUACUCAAAAGGAAAUUACAAUAAUUAAAACAAAUAUUAAAAAGAAAAAAGCAAAAUGUUAUGCUAUCUUGAUAAAUUGUAAGGUUGAAAAUAUUAUUAUUCCAUUUCUAUCUGGAAGUAUCGCAAAUAAUUUGGAAGAUAUAGAAAUAUUUGAUUCAUUAAACAGUGAAGAAAUGCACGAUAUAGAAAUUCUUUCACGCAUAAACUUUGACAUAUUAUCUGAAGAUAUUAAAAAUCGAACAGAAGAAAAUGUUAAUAACUCGAAAAAUAAACUCGUGAAAGAAAUUGAAAAAUUACAAAAUAAAAUAGAAUCUAUAAAAAAUCCAAAUUUUAAGGCUAAUAAAGAAAUUGAACUUACAAUUGAAAAAUUAAAAGAAAUAAAUUUUAAAUAUCAAGAACUACGUAAGAAAAUUAAUUUAAUUAAAAAACAAUUUGAAUUAGUAAAACAAGAAAGAUAUAAUAGAUUUGCACACUGUUUAGAAUAUAUUACUACAAAAUUAGAUUCUAUUUAUAAGUGUUUAAUGGAAGAUGAAUCGGCUCAAGCUAUUCUUUUGCCGGAUAAUCUUGAAGAACCAUAUCUAAGUGGUAUAAAUUAUAGUUGUAUAAUGCCUGGAAAACGAUUUCAAUCAUUCUCAAAUCUUUCUGGUGGAGAAAAGACACUUGCUACAAUAGCUUUUUUAUUUGCAAUUCAUAGUUUCAGACCAGCUCCAUUUUUUAUAUUAGAUGAAAUCGAUGCAGCUUUAGAUACUAUAAAUAUAAAAAAUGUUGUACGUCUUAUACAUUCUAAAAGAAAUGAGAUGCAAUUUAUUAUAAUAUCUUUAAAACGUGAGAUAUAUUCAUGUGCUGAUGUUCUUAUAGGAGUUUGUUCUGAUACCACUGGGGAAUACCCAGAAAGUUUAGUAUUUACACUUUCAUUGGAAAAAUAUCUUAUAUCGCAUGAAGAAUAAUUUUUAUUUUGUAAUUAAAUUACGAUUAUAUUUUUAAAAAAUUGCUAAUAUAUUUAAAUUUAUUAUUUUAACAAUAAU
Messenger RNA from Apis florea (little honeybee), 1037 nucleotides. Its product is annotated as structural maintenance of chromosomes protein 1A-like. The record is from RefSeq and is a predicted model, not a curated record. NCBI's taxonomy places the organism in Eukaryota, Metazoa, Arthropoda, Insecta, Hymenoptera, Apidae. Gene Ontology annotation, molecular function: protein binding; DNA binding; ATP binding. Gene Ontology annotation, biological process: sister chromatid cohesion. Gene Ontology annotation, cellular component: nucleus; chromosome; cohesin complex.